AUGUUUGUGAAACUAAAAAGUACGCACUGCUGCUACCCGACCCCCGGAGAGUGCUGGUACAUCAACGGCAUCCUGGUACCCGAACUGCACGUCCAGCGGGGCCGGACGUACACGUUUCGUGUGGAAGGCGGCAACAACCCGCACAAUGCCCGCUACUACCAUCCCUUGUACAUCACGGACAGUCCCAUCGGGGGCUACGCUCGGCUAACCGACGAAGAGAAGAAGAGUGUCAAGAUUUAUGCCGGCGUCCAGUUCGACCGAAGAGGAAGACCUCAACCCAGUGCCGCUGGCCGGCUGUGCGCCUGGAAGUACAACACCUCGGAGCCUCGCCAGGCGGACGAGUUCAUCAGCUUCCCCAAGUUCCGCAACUCCCUGCGGCUGCAGUGCGACGACGGGCAGCCGGCCAUCCUCUCCUGGAUGCCCAACGAGAGCACGCCGGACGUCGUCUACUACCAGAGCUACACGACGCCCAACCUGGGCUGGAAGAUCGUCGUCGUCGACGAGAUCGUCACCGGAAACUCCAGAGCCAUUCCCGCGAUCACGGCCACCUCGAUGCUGUUGGCGCUCUGCCUCACGCUGCUCUGUUUACUCCGGGAGAACUAGCUACAACUGUGCUCCGUGCCUUCGGCUCUUCGAGUGAAUGGCAGCUGACUUUGUGCCGACACUAGAACUAUGUAGUUAUUAACAAAAGCGGGCUCCUCCUGACUCAAGUCUGCCUCAUGGGACUGACCUUGCGCGAAAAUGGCGUCCCUCUCGGUGGCUACCGAGGGUAGGCGGUGUCCAUUGCCCGACAUAGUUGCGUCGCUUUGCCGACGAUUGCGCCAAAAGCGACCUUCUACAGGGUGUUUCCGAAAGGUGUUCCGGCGUCGAGAAAGACGACGUAUAAAUAUUCCAAUAAAGAGAUUUCAAUAAAACUUUUCACAAAGGUGUCUUUAGGUGGUGCAUGUAUCCCACUCAAAUUUUGUUAAUGUAGCUUAAAGAGACAAAGAAAAAGAAAAAUAGAAGCUGCUAUUCUUGUGUACAGGAAGAAAAAAAGUCUGGCUGGCGGUUCUAAUCCCAGCUGGUACGACACAGGCUUGGAUCUGCUGGAUCUGUUUUCGUGUGUUCAUCUCAAUGAAGCUUUC
Messenger RNA from Ixodes scapularis (black-legged tick), 1124 nucleotides. Its product is annotated as protein Skeletor, isoforms B/C-like. Lineage: Eukaryota; Metazoa; Arthropoda; Arachnida; Ixodida; Ixodidae. The transcript has 4 exons. The coding region runs from base 1 to 603 and encodes 200 amino acids. The record is from RefSeq and is a predicted model, not a curated record.